Messenger RNA from Malassezia pachydermatis, 615 nucleotides. RefSeq lists its product as hypothetical. Gene Ontology annotation, biological process: 'de novo' protein folding. The record is from RefSeq and is a predicted model, not a curated record. Lineage: Eukaryota; Fungi; Basidiomycota; Malasseziomycetes; Malasseziales; Malasseziaceae. Gene Ontology annotation, cellular component: endoplasmic reticulum membrane; endoplasmic reticulum. The coding region runs from base 1 to 615 and encodes 204 amino acids. The transcript has 3 exons.
AUGGGACAGGUAUGGGCAUGCCUUCUGUCACUUUUGCUUUUUGUGUCGACUGUGCGUGCCCAGAACAAGCCAUACAGUGGUGUGGCUGAUACUCUUAUUGAAGGCACAUGGUCUUCAGGAACUGGUGCAGUAACCACAGGUCCCGAAUUUUACAAUCUUGUGAACAAUACAUUUAAUGUGCCUUCCGUACCAGGACAAGCCUACAGCUUCCAUAUGAUCAACAAAACACACGGCUAUUGGGAGCAAGCCUUGUAUAUUAUUCAAAGCAAUGGCACACGUCCUCUUGGAUGCUAUACAGCCCAACUAAUCUGGCAACACGGAAACUACACGAUUUUUCCAGACACAUCCAUCCGGCUAGACCCUUUCACCGCAGAUGGCCGAAUGCAAUUGCUGGAUACUUGUGGUACCAAUCCUAAUAAAAUCUACUACUACUCGCAAUCCGAAGUAAUGAAGGGAUAUGAUAUCACAACUUACAUUCACUAUAAUGAGCCUACGUACAAGUUACAACUGUACCAGUUCGAUGGGCAGCUAAAACCGCCUAUGUACUUAAGGUACAAGCCGCCUCAAAUGAUGCCAACUCAAGGUCUUCACAUGAUUAUGUAUGGUCUCAUGUAA